This is a messenger RNA of Soboliphyme baturini, 870 nucleotides long. The record is from the annotation of a GenBank genome assembly. Lineage: Eukaryota; Metazoa; Nematoda; Enoplea; Dioctophymatida; Soboliphymatidae.
AUGCGGCCAUUCAUAUACUCCGUGAAGCCUGGGAGUAUGGCUCAUAGAUGCGACAGCUUGGUGGUUGGCGACGUCUUGCUAGAAGUUAACGGCAUUUCCGUGAGCAACCUCAAACAUGAUGACAUCUUGACACUGUUGAAGAACUCUGGCGAAACUGUGACGCUGCUUGUCGAGUACAGCAUCGAUACCCUGAGUAAAACCCGAUGCUUUUGUCGGAAUCAUGUCACAAGAGCCAAAGGGAUUUAUUUUUCAGAUGUGUCAUCUCCUGAAAAGUACGUUAACAAAUGUAUCGAAGUAGCAUUGCAGAAAGAGGACGGCAAAACGGGCAUUACCUUUCGAGGUGGUUCCUAUGGACCGGACGCCAAGAAAUGUCGUCCAAUUAUGGUAGUUAAAGUCCGCACUGGCAGUCCUGCUGACAGAGACGGCCGGAUUCGUGUGCGAGACAGAAUACUCGCUGUCAAUGACUUCAGUGUAGAAAAUGCUUCCCACGGCACAGUGGUAGAUCUCCUGAAUGACUGCACGAGUACGGUGACGUUAACUGUGCAAUACAGCGUCGCUAUUCAUGAUCAGAUACGCAAUGCUCAUGGACCAGUCGUAUUCGAAAUGGAUCACUUACCGGGAAGCGACGUAGGGCUUCGCCUUGAAAUGGUGGAAUACACCGCAGGCAAAAGAUCAAUACGGAUUAACAAUGUUGCCCCCGGCAGUACCGCCGACAGGUGUGGUGCUUUACAAGUGGGCGACGAACUGCUCUCAGUGAAUGGAAUAUCGUUGAGACACACCAUGCUCCCGGAAGUUUACGAGAUUCUGCGGGGUCGAAAUCGGACGAAGCUGCGGUUGGAGAUUAUUCCGCUUGGUUGCCUUCGUAGUCCA